Molecule: messenger RNA, 1764 nt
Organism: Acomys russatus (golden spiny mouse)
Lineage: Eukaryota; Metazoa; Chordata; Mammalia; Rodentia; Muridae
Gene: Lman2
Product: lectin, mannose binding 2
Exons: 8
Coding region: 208-1284 (358 amino acids)
Biological process (GO): endoplasmic reticulum organization; endoplasmic reticulum to Golgi vesicle-mediated transport; Golgi organization
Cellular component (GO): Golgi membrane; COPII-coated ER to Golgi transport vesicle; endoplasmic reticulum membrane
Molecular function (GO): D-mannose binding
Source: RefSeq, a predicted model, not a curated record
GCGACCAGGAGCCUCCAAAGUUAUGGAACCGCGCUUCGCUAGGAUAGGAGGCUGUCCAGCCAAUGAGGUUGCCAUCCCGCUGACUAGGAGGCUUUCCUUCUUAACUCUUCUGUGGCACUAGCUUGGAGGGCUUCCGGCCGGAGACCAUUAGAAAAGACACACGGAAGGCGGAAGUCUUAGGGCGGAAGUGGCAGAGAGAAAAGGAGAAUGGCGGCCGAGGCCUGGCUUAGGCGCUGGGGCUGGGGCUGGGGUCAGCGGUGCCCAGGGAGGCCUGGGCUUCCUGGCCCCGGCCCAGGCCCCGCUACAUUUCUCCAUUUUCUUCUGUUGCUGGUACCGGUGGCUGCGGAUAUAACCGACGGCAACAGCGAACACCUCAAGCGGGAGCACUCGCUCAUCAAGCCGUACCAAGGGGUAGGUUCCAGUUCCAUGCCGCUCUGGGACUUCCAAGGCAGCACAAUGCUGACGAGCCAGUACGUGCGACUGACCCCCGACGAGCGCAGCAAAGAGGGCUCUAUUUGGAACCACCAGCCAUGUUUCCUCAAGGACUGGGAAAUGCAUGUCCACUUCAAAGUCCACGGCACAGGGAAGAAGAAUCUUCACGGAGAUGGCAUCGCCUUGUGGUACACCCGAGACCGCCUUGUACCAGGGCCUGUGUUUGGAAGCAAAGACAACUUCCAUGGGUUAGCCAUCUUCCUGGACACAUAUCCCAAUGAUGAGACCACUGAGCGUGUGUUCCCGUACAUCUCGGUGAUGGUGAACAAUGGCUCCCUGUCAUACGAUCAUAGCAAAGAUGGACGCUGGAGUGAGUUGGCAGGCUGCACGGCUGACUUCCGCAACCGAGACCAUGAUACUUUCCUGGCUGUACGCUACUCCCGGGGCCGCCUCACGGUGAUGACUGACUUGGAGGACAAGAAUGAGUGGAAGAAUUGCAUCGACAUCACGGGAGUGCGCCUGCCCACCGGGUACUACUUUGGAGCCUCUGCUGGCACUGGGGACCUAUCUGACAACCAUGACAUCAUCUCCAUCAAGCUGUUCCAGCUCAUGGUAGAACGCACACCUGAGGAGGAAAGUAUCGACUGGACCAAGAUCGAACCUGGUGUCAAUUUCCUCAAGUCCCCUAAAGACAAUGUGGAUGACCCCACUGGAAACUUCCGAAGUGGGCCCCUGACAGGGUGGAAGGUCUUCCUGCUGUUGCUGUGUGCGCUCCUGGGCAUCAUCGUCUGUGCUGUGGUGGGCGCCGUGGUGUUUCAGAAGCGCCAGGAGCGGAACAAACGCUUCUACUGAGAGGCCAGUCAGCCCAGGGAGGGCCUGGCCUGGGCCAAGCGCUUAUGUGAACUUUUUUCUACUAGAACUGUAAAAACAACCAACCAACCAACCUUAUUUCUUAACUGUUUCGAAGAAAUAAUUAAAGUAUUUUCAUACAUUUUGCUUCUUGCCCAGCUAAGACAGCUGGCAGGGCUGGGGCCAGGGCUUACCAUCUCUACAGCUGGAGGUUCUUGCCCCAUCCCAAGGUGUGCUGUAGGGAACAGCGGAGGCCCUGCAUGUGGCUGUCAACACUGGAGGUCCUUUGUGCUCAUGGGAUGGCUCCUUAGGGUCCUGUGCAGUGGUUUUGUUUGAGGCCUGUGGUAGCAAACAGGGUUCAGGGUUCUGGGCCUUCCUGCCUCCCUCUAGCUUUUUACAAAGGCGAACUGCAGCUCAGUCUGAAGGACAAUUCCGUAGAGCGAGGGUGUGACCAUUUACUAAAUAAAGUAGCCAUCUUAGCCU